This is a messenger RNA of Aureobasidium pullulans EXF-150, 1700 nucleotides long. RefSeq lists its product as uncharacterized. Bases 401 to 1429 code for a protein of 342 amino acids. The transcript has a single exon. The record is from RefSeq and is a predicted model, not a curated record. Lineage: Eukaryota; Fungi; Ascomycota; Dothideomycetes; Dothideales; Saccotheciaceae.
CGCUCGAACAACCACACACCCAAGCCAUUCUUUACCCGCCAACUGCUGACCGUCGUUUGAUUGCCAUAACGUUUUCCGACCCUGCCAUUCUUUCAAAAAUCUAUUCCUGUCAUUUAUUCAUAUCUACGCGCUCCUGCCGCUACUUUUGCAAACCCAACCCCGCCCAACACUCUGGACGCUCCGACAGGCGAAUAACCCGAGAUCUCCAACUAAGAACAAGCCACUGCUUCACUGCAGGAUCGAUAUUCACAACAACCCAAUUAACGUUUCAGGACCCCUUUGCUGGGCACUGCUCCUCCACCUUCUCAAUUCAAGUGUGCCCACUUCCCUCCAACAACACUCACACUCCCUUUCGCUGUUGGUCAGAUCCAGUCAGCCUGGUCACACUGCCAACGUAAACAUGUCAGCCGAGCCUGUGAUAUCUACUGGGGAUGUGGAGCUACUGCUACACGCAACGUGCGUCAGGGGCGUACCUAAAUCUGGACCCGCACCUGCACCCCUUCAGGAGAGGACGAUUGACUUCAGAAUACUUGUCGAGCCUCCUCUUCUAUCAGCUACCAUCACGGAUCUUUGCAACGAGCCUCUUUUCUAUUCAGGAUACCUAUCAGAAGAAGAAACCAUGUCGUCGUCGUCUUCCGAUAACUCAAGUCUGUCGUCCAUCAGCACCGUUGCUGACGAGUUCCUCGACGAACUCGAAACAAACUUUCCGGAACUAUUGGCCGAGGACUGCACUUUCGUCGAACAAGCUCAAUGCAAUCAGGCUGAGGUCGUGACUCUUGUCUCGCCUGGCAAGGCAAGAGUAGUUCGCGUAUCCCGAGUCAACUUGAGUGCCUCAUCGUCGCCAAUCAUCAAACGUCCUGCAACCUCGUCAAGCCUGACACCUAGUGGUAGCUCAUCACGUCUGAGCAUUAUAUCAAUCCGAGCCCACAGCCAUGACGGCUCUGUUGCUUCUCCCAAGAUGGUCUCCCCCAAGAUGCCAUCAACACCGGAACUUGAGCCCGGAUCACAGACACCGGAAUCCAGCCACGGGCCCCCGACCCCAGGCUCUCCAGCCUCCGCAUACUUCGACGCCCUCACCAGCCCCACAUACGCAUGCCCACCCAAGCAUCGCAUGUCACGAAAUGGCUAUCACUUGAAGCUACCUGGCAUGACCAAGCAGCGUCCUGGCUCUUCCCAGUCGAUGAUGGCAGCGCCUCUUUCCGCCCCGCUCGUAGCACCCGCCUCAUUCUUCAAACCUAAGAUGAUGGCCCGCGGUGCUGGUGAGCGCAUGGCAUCUCUCGACCUGCCACCCUACCCUCGGGACUUCAUUCAACAGCCUCCCAAAAGCCGAUGGACCGUCCGCAAGGACUCCGUCAGUUCCAUAUCCUCAAAAGAGGUGCCCAGAUUCAGGCUCAAGCGGGCCGAAAGCGGCAUCCUGCCGACUUGGUGAUGAUCCUUCUACCACCAACUCAACUGAUUAAUGUUACUACGAAUAUUGCGCAUAUCAUGAACCAUUGGAAAAUUUAGCGUUGCUUUUUAUAGCUCUCGGGAUGGUUGUCUUCAAUACCAUAGUCUUCAGCUCUUGGAGAGAGUUCGGCUUUUGUACCUUUCUUUCAGCCCUCACAUACCUUACCCUUUGGCUUCGGGUCACUGCUGAUUUUUUGGCUUUCGAACGAUGGAAGGAGAUUUAUUCUUGUCAAGUAACUAGAGAAAAAACAAAC